Molecule: messenger RNA, 2370 nt
Organism: Diaporthe citri
Lineage: Eukaryota; Fungi; Ascomycota; Sordariomycetes; Diaporthales; Diaporthaceae
Exons: 4
Coding region: 1-2370 (789 amino acids)
Biological process (GO): ubiquitin recycling; proteasome-mediated ubiquitin-dependent protein catabolic process
Cellular component (GO): cytoplasm; nucleus
Molecular function (GO): ubiquitin binding
Source: RefSeq, a predicted model, not a curated record
AUGGAGUUCAAGCUUUCAGCCCAGCUGCCUGGCCACGAGUCUGAUGUCCGUGAUGUCCUCUUCCCCAGCCCCGACAUUGUCAUCUCUGCCUCGCGCGACCACACUCUACGACUUUGGCGCAAGUCCUCGCAGAAGCCACCCUCCUUCGAUGCCACCAUCGUCACCCAGGGCCAGGAGUGGCUCAGUUCUCUCACGUUCCUUCCCCCGAACUCCGAGUAUGCCGACGGCCUCAUCAUCUCCGGCGGCAAGGACACCAUUAUCGAGGUCAAGAAGCCGUUGUCAACCCCGUCCGACAAUGCCGAGCGCCUUCUCAUAGGCCACCAGCACAACAUCUGCUCCCUCGACGUGUCGCCGAAGGGUACCUAUAUCGUAUCAGGCAGCUGGGACAAACAAGCCAUCGUUUGGCGUGUCGGAAAGUGGGAACCCGAGCUGCGUCUGGCCGGCCACGAUGCGAGCGUCUGGGGGGUCCUGGCUCUGGACGAGACCACAGUCGUGACAGGAUCGGCCGACGAGAAGGUCCAUAUAUAUGAUCUUCGCACUGGCUCCGGCGGUCUGGUCGAGCCCCGGUCCACUAUAUACACCUCCAACGUCGUACGGGCCCUGUGCAAGGUUCCCCAGGGUCACCCCUCCGGCGCAGACAUUGCCAGCGCACACAACGACGGCGUGAUACGGCUGUGGAAGCUCAACGGACAAUCUGUUGGCGAGUUACACGGCCAUGAGUCCUUCGUCUACAGUCUAGUCGCAUUGCCUGGUGGAGAGCUGGUCAGCUCGGGCGAGGAUCGGACCAUCCGGGUAUGGCGCGGUCUCGAGUGUACACAAACAAUCACUUUGCCCGCAAUAUCGGUCUGGUCAGUCGCUGUGAACCAGCAGACCGGUGACAUUGUCUCUGGCUCAAGUGACGGUGUCGUGCGCGUGUUCACACGGAACGCGGAGAACGUCGCGGACGCCGAGACCCUCGCGAGCUUCGACGAUUCUGUCAAGGCUUCUUCCAUUCCCGCGCAGCAGAUGGGCGGCAUUAACAAGGAGAAGCUGCCCGGUCCCGAGUUCCUUACGUCGAAGUCCGGAACCAAGGAAGGCCAGAUCCAGAUGAUCAACCAGCCAAACGGCUCUGUCACUGCACACCAGUGGUCCGCUGCUCAACAGCAAUGGAUCGAGGUCGGUACAGUUGUGGAUGCUGUUGGAAGCAGUGGAAAGAAGGUCGAGUACAUGGGCAAGUCCUACGAUUAUGUCUUCGACGUGGCCAUCGAGGAUGGCGCCCCAGCCUUGAAGCUCCCAUACAGCCUCUCUCAGAACCCGUACGAGGCAGCCUCAAAGUUCCUGAGCGAUAAUGAGCUGCCCCAGACCUACCUGGACCAGGUGUCAAAUUUCAUUGUCGAGAACACCAAAGGCGCGACGAUCGGACAGAGCUCAGGCCCGACUGUUGACGAGUUUGGUACCGGUAGAUACCAACCCGGAGACGAAUCCGCGUCACAGGCACCCCCCGCAAAGAAGCUUCUGCCCCAAGACAAAUACCUUACCUUGGCUACUGCCAAGUUCGAUCCAGUGGUCAAGAAAAUCCUCUCCAUAAGUGCCACGAUGAUCUCGUCCGGCAGAAAGGACUUUGCUCUCAACCCAACAGAGGAGGCUACUCUGGCCAGACUGGCUGAGAAUCUCAGCAAGACGAUCCCAGGCGUACCCGCAACAGUUUUGGGCACUGCCGCCGCCUCGACUUAUCAGCCUCUUAACCUUUCGGAGCUGGACCUUGGCCUUGUGCUGAAGCUCGUCAGCCAAUGGCCCGACAACGACCGCCUCCCAGGUCUAGAUCUUCUCCGAUGCGUGGCCACCUCGCCACUGGCGGCCAGUUUCACCGACCCCAGCGGCAACUCCCUCAUCGAAAUCGCCCUGAACGCCGCCUUCCACCCCAGCAGUGGCUCCAACAUCAACGAGAACUGCGCCAUGAUGGCCUUCCGAGUGAUCGCCAAUCUCUUCACAACCGAGCCGGGCCGGCAGGUCGCCCACGCGCACUCGGAGAAGGUGGGCCCCGUGGGCUUCCCCCGCAACCGCAACGUCCUGAUCGCAGUCACCACCGCGGCGCUGAACUACGCGGUCCUCGCCUACCUCAUAUCCAAGAAGAAGGUCCAGGUCGACGGCAAUGCCGUCACGCCCGAGGUCUUCGGCCUGUUAGCCAACGUGCUUGCCAAGAUCCUCCAGGACCAGGCGGACGCCGAGGUCAGCUACCGCGCCCUGGCGGCCCUGGGCACCAUCGCCGGCGCCGGCCACGCGGAGGUCCUGCGCACGCUGGGCGCGGACGCGGCCGUCCGGGAGGUGGCGAAGGCGGGUGGUGAGGAGAGGGUGACGAACCUUGCGAAGGAGGUGCUUGGACUUCUGUAG